AUGGGUAAUCUUAUUAUUAAACCCAAAAAAAGAAAAUUAUUGCUUAACCAAACCUCGCAAAGUUCAUUCAGCAAUAGACCAAUUAUAUUCAGAAGGGAAGGUGAACGCGAGAGCUUUGAAGUUUUCCAAACUUAUCAAAUGAUUGAUGGACGCGUUUUUCGGAUGGAUAAUAAACGAUAUCCUAUGCCUUGUGAUGCUCCAGAAAAAAAGCGUCUUCAUAUGCAACAUUAUAUAUUUAAAGAAGUGUGGAAUGGUAAUUUCUCGUCUCCAAUACAUGAAAGGUUAAAGCAAGGAAUGAGAGUCCUUGAUUCUGGUUGCGGAGUAGGUAGUUGGACUCUCGACAUGGCUAACGAAUAUCCUGCAUCAACAUUUGUGGGUGUCGAUGUAAUUGAAGUGGCACCAAUCAAUAUACGACCCUCAAAUGCCGAGCUUCUUCAAUUCAAUUUAUUAAAUGGGAUACUAUUUCCAAAUGAAACUUUUGAUUUCAUAUAUCAGCGAUUCUUAUGGGCAGCUUUUACUGAAAGCCAAUGGAUAACAUUAGUAGAUGAAUUAAUAAGAGUUACAAAAACAGGCGGAUGGAUAGAAUUGACGGAAUUCCAAGCAAAAAUUUAUAAUCCUGGUCCAAUCGCUAAAAAAUUAAGUGAUGCUGCACAGCAACAUUUGAGUUUAAACGGAAUAAAUCCCAAAAUUCAUUUACAAAUCCCAAAAAUUAUGGCAGACACAAAUAAAUUCACAUCAAUAGAAAGCAUUGAAAAAAUAAUUCCGCUUGGAAACUGGCAGGAAACAUCACGGGGAAUAAAGGUACUUGAAACUAUCGCAGGAGGAUUAAAAUCUUUACAGGUCGCAUUGAAAAUGGUGUUGGGUGUUGACAAUUACGAAUAUGAAAAAAUGCUGAAGCAAUUUAUUGUAGAAGGAUCAAAGUAUAAAAUGUAUAUAAAGGUAUUCUGUUUUUAUGGCAUGAAAGCAGAAACAAGUGAAACUCAAUAA
Molecule: messenger RNA, 987 nt
Organism: Ambispora gerdemannii
Lineage: Eukaryota; Fungi; Glomeromycota; Glomeromycetes; Archaeosporales; Ambisporaceae
Source: the annotation of a GenBank genome assembly